AUGGCUUCUCCUGCACUGCAGCAGAUUCAUGCCCCGACAUUCAGUAUAAGCGACUCCGAAGAUGAUCAGGGAGGCGACACUGUAGAAAGAUGGAACAUGAGGGAUGUUCAAAUGUGGAUACAGCUGGCGCCUAUCCCCGAUACUCUGAUUGUACCAGACUCCCACACGAACAGUGCUGAACGCUUUGCAUUCGGUCUCUUAAGCACGGGAUGGGCAUCAUAUGCAGACAUGGGCCUACUAAUGGACUUAUUGCCAUCUGCCUCGCGUUCACGCCGAAGCAGCGUGACAGACCUAACGCAGACCGGCGGGAAACUUUUCUACUGUGGUGCAUACCGGCAUGGACCGAUGGGUGGACUCAUGACCAAUACCAUGCAAUACCCGAACGUUAGCAGGUUGCUAGCAUCCUGCAUCAAGGGUCUUUCCCCUGCAGCGUGCUUCACAUCGCUGGCGUUCCACAGGAACAUUCUCACCUCCCCGCAUAUCGACAACAACGAGCCUGGCAUAAACAACCUAAUCGUUCCGCUUAGCAGAUGGAAGGGAGGACAACUCUGGGUGGCCAAUCCCCAUGGACGUGAUUACAUUCGAGCAGCCACGGUCCCGGGCAACAUCAUUCAGGUCUCUCCACCCAUGAUAGCUAUUGACGCCAAUAAGUUGCACGCCACCAUGCCAUGGGAAGGCGGGGAUAGACUAAUCCUCAUUGCCUACCACGUACGUCAGCCGGUUCUGUCACCCAGAGAACGAUGCAUUCUCGCCAAUAUAGGCAUUACGCCGUCUUCCCCUUCAUCACACACUGUGGUAAUUGACUGA
Symbiodinium natans is the source of this 807-nucleotide messenger RNA. NCBI's taxonomy places the organism in Eukaryota, Dinophyceae, Suessiales, Symbiodiniaceae. The record is from the annotation of a GenBank genome assembly.